GUCUCCCUCCUCCCCGCCACCUACCUACAGUAUUCUCGCCGGGACAAAGCCAUGAAGCAGGCGCUGCUGGAAGUAAUGAGGAUCAAUCGGAUUUGUCGGAUGGUUUUGGUCACUUGCUUGGGAUCCUUCGCCCUCGUCAUCUUCUAUUUCCAAAGUAUGUUGCAUCCAGUAAUACGUAGGAAUAGCUUUGGGAUGGACAUCUGCUGCCGAAAAGGAUCAAGAAGCCCAUUACAAGAACUCUACAACCCAACCCAGUUGGAAUUAUCCAGCACUGCAAUCCUUCAUCAAAUCCGGAGAGAUCAAGUGACAGAUACCUGUCGAGCCAACAGCAUGUCCACCAAGAAGCGCCGUGUCCUGACCCCUAACGAUCUCAAACAUUUAGUGGUUGAUGAAGAUCAUGAACUGAUUUAUUGCUAUGUCCCCAAAGUGGCCUGUACCAACUGGAAAAGAGUCAUGAUGGUGUUGACUGGGAGAGGAAAAUACACAGAUCCUAUGGAGAUACCAGCAAAUGAAGCCCAUGUCUCAUCCAACUUGAAAACCCUCAACCAGUACAGCAUUCCAGAGAUCAACCAUCGCUUGAAAAACUACAUGAAGUUCUUGUUUGUCCGUGAGCCUUUUGAGAGACUGGUGUCAGCCUACAGAAACAAAUUCACCCAAAAAUAUAACACCUCCUUUCACAAGAGAUAUGGUACCAAAAUUGUGAAACGCCAAAGGAAAAAUGCGACACAAGAGGCUCUGCAGAAAGGUGAUGAUGUAAAAUUUGAAGAGUUUGUGGCUUAUCUCAUAGACCCGCAAACUCAAAGAGAAGAGCCAUUCAAUGAACACUGGCAAACUGUCUUUUCUCUGUGCCAUCCUUGUCACAUCCAUUAUGACCUCAUAGGGAAGUACGAGACUCUUGAGGAGGAUUCCAACUACAUCCUUCAACUAGCAGGAGUAGGAAACUAUCUCAAGUUCCCCACUUAUGCAAAGUCUACAAGAACUACUGAUGAAAUGACUGCAGAGUUCUUCCAGAACAUCAGUUCGGAGCACCAAACACAGCUCUAUGACGUCUACAAACUUGAUUUUUUAAUGUUUAAUUACUCAGUGCCAAGCUACCUGAAACUGGAAUGAAAUGUGGAUACCCAGAG
Molecule: messenger RNA, 1127 nt
Organism: Thamnophis elegans (Western terrestrial garter snake)
Lineage: Eukaryota; Metazoa; Chordata; Lepidosauria; Squamata; Natricidae
Gene: CHST11
Product: carbohydrate sulfotransferase 11
Exons: 3
Coding region: 52-1110 (352 amino acids)
Biological process (GO): carbohydrate biosynthetic process; proteoglycan biosynthetic process
Cellular component (GO): membrane
Molecular function (GO): sulfotransferase activity
Source: RefSeq, a predicted model, not a curated record